ACUUCCUCUCUCCAGGGGAUCAUAUACUACGUAAUAGCCUCUAUCAAGCUGGAGGAGUGGCUGGCCAAUGAGACGAUGAGGGAGGGGCUGAAGGCCUGUGGAGAGAGGAACUACGUGGACCUGGACCCGACCUUUAACCCCAACAUAGACCAAGACUACGACCACCGUCUGGCUGGUAUCUCCAGGGACUCCUUCUGCCAGGUCUACUUGGGCUGGAUCCAGUAUUGUAACUCUCGACGGGCCAAGCCUCUGGACAGUGAGAAGGACUCUUCCCUGGUGUUGCUGUGUUUUGGCCUGUGUGUGCUGGGCAGGAGAGCACUGGGUACCGCUGCACAUCACAUGUCUAGUAACCUGGAGUCUUUCCUGUAUGGGCUCCACGCGCUGUUCAAGGGAGACUUCCGGAUCUCCUCGGUGAGAGAUGAGUGGAUCUUUGCCGACAUGGAACUACUGAGGAAGGUGGUGGUGCCUGGGAUACGCAUGUCACUCAAACUACACCAGGACCACUUCACGUCUCCAGAUGAGUAUGACGAGCCGAUGGUUCUGUUCCAGGCCAUCUCGUCUCACCAGCAGAACCUGGUGAUCGCCCACGAGGGUGACCCGGCCUGGCGCAGUGCCGUGCUCUCCAACUCGCCCUCACUGCUCGCCCUGCGCCACGUCCUGGACGAGGGAACCAACGAGUACAAGAUCAUCGUACUCAACAGACGAUACCUCAGCUUUAGGGUCAUCAAGGUGAAUAAGGAGUGUGUCCGUGGUUUGUGGGCGGGACAGCAGCAGGAGCUGGUGUUCUUACGGAACAGGAACCCGGAACGCGGAAGCAUCCAGAACGCCAAACAGGCGUUACGCAACAUGAUCAACUCCUCGUGUGACCAGCCCAUUGGAUACCCCAUCUACGUGUCGCCCCUGACUACGUCCUAUUGCAACUCACACACACAGCUAGGUCACAUCCUGGGAGGACCAAUCAGCAUUGGCAAUAUAAGGAACUUAAUUGUCAGUACCUGGCACAGACUGCGUAAGGGCUGUGGAGCUGGCUGUAACAGUGGUGGGAACAUUGAGGAUUGUGAUGCAGGGGGCUUGUCCUGUACCAGUGGUAAUGGGACAGGGCUGAGCGGUGACUCUCAGCAGAGCUCGGUGUCCCAGGGGGGGCUGUCAAGACCGGCCGCUCCCCUGGCCUACCAGCCACACACUAUUGGUGAGAACCAUCACCACGUACAUCACCACGGACACCACCACCAGGGCUGGGGGACCAGUCAGAGCUCCCAGUCGGUUCAGUCUGGUCUUGUGCACCACUCCCCGGCCCGAGCCUCCGUAACCAGCCAGUCUUCAUCGUACCGCUAUAACAGCAGCCGCCACUCGUCUCUCCGUACCUCAGCCACAGGCCUGGAGCCCUGCCGACGCUCCUCCACCAGCCAACUGUCCCUCCGCACCCUCCCCACCUCCCUACAGCUCCGCCUGGGCUCAGGGUCGUCCUCGGACCCCGCCGGCCCCUCUGCCUCCCUCUCCUCCCACAGUAUCCCGCCCUGUAAGAGACACACCCUAGUAGGCCUGCUGGGGAACGACGGGCUGGGUAGCGCCAUAGUGGACCCGCUGGGUCACCACCACCACCACCACCACCAACACGUCCCGGCUCUGUCCGCUGUACGACGAGACGACAUUUCCUACAGAGUGCAGAUCGUGGAUGUGAGUCAGGUGCUGGAGAUCAUUAACCUGUCUAAGCGGAAGGAGCUGCAGUGGCCUGAUGAGACGGUGAGGUUGAGGGCAGGACGCAGCUGCUGGAGGGACUGGAGCCCCCUGGAGGGCAUGGAGGGACAUGUGAUUCACCGGUGGGUGCCUUGUAGCCGUGACCUCACCAGCCGCUCCCAUAUAGACAAGACCAUCCUGCUGGUUCAGGUGGAUGAUAAGCUGGUUCCCAUCGUAGAGACUGGGGUCAUAGAGCUGGGGGCCGAGGUCUGACAGCCACUGGUUCAGGUGGAUGAUAAACUGUGGUCGAAUGAGAAAUGCUUGUUUUCUGUUUUGAAACCUGGGGUGUAUACGGUCUGCCCUAAUGACUACACCCUAGUCCUUCUGGGAGUAACCCAGUCACGAGUUAGAGGUCAGGGUUCACCUUACUGCAGGCCGAAGAGCAGACCAGCCUGCUGACAGUGAGGAAAGGAAGGGAUCCCCCCUCCUCUCUCUGUCGUCUCUCCUCUGUCCUGUCUCUUCCGUCCACUCUCCUCUCUGUCGUCUCUCCUCUGUCCUCUCUCUUCCGUCCACUCUCCUCUCUGUCGUCUGUCCUCUGUCCUCUCCUCCGUGACCCGGAAACCGAUGAGUGGUCGAGGAGUGUGUCGGGUUCGUUAGUAGGCGAACGGAAGACGGUCCUCCCCUCCUUGUCUAAAGCCUCCUUUUGGCGAGGAAGCACAAGUGUAUCCUACAACGGAAGAGUUUGUGAUAUCUCCCACACACCCUUUUGAAUCAGCCGUUGUAAUUGUCAGAGGAGAAAAGCAUGGACACGUUUAAAAAAACAAAAAAAACAACGAUAUGCUAUUUAUCCUUUAUCUAGAAAAUGUAUUGCGUAACUAACUUCAUUUAGUAUUUAUCACGUAACACAUUUAUUUUGGAAUCCACCCCUGUCAACAUCAUUUGCCUGAUGGAACAGGAGUGGAAAAGGGACCGUUUCAUUUCAUACAAGCGCAUUUUCGUCCACUUUCCCUCUCCUCGCCUCCUCCAUUGACCUUUGACCUUUUUUCAAAAGGAGAGGGCUGCAGGAGUUGAGCAAAUCGAAUGGGGGGGAAAAAGGGCCCAUAUCUGCAUUCAAAAAUGGCACCGUAUUUCCCUAUAUAUAUAUAUAUAUAUAGUGCACUACUUUUCACAAGGCACUACUUUUUGCAGUAUAGGGUGCUGUUUAGGACGAACUCUAUAUGUUUUGAGGGGAAAAGGAAUCCAGGGGAGAGUGGCGAUGGAGGAGGCAGAUGGCAGUCCACACAUGAACACACAUCUACAGUAACUUGCAAAAGUAUUCAUACCCCCUUGGAUUUCUUCCUAUUUUUAUUGUGUUGCAAAAAAAAAAAAAAAA
This is a messenger RNA of Salvelinus namaycush (lake trout), 3049 nucleotides long. RefSeq names its product pecanex-like protein 1. The record is from RefSeq and is a predicted model, not a curated record. Gene Ontology annotation, cellular component: membrane. The annotation marks the transcript as partial. NCBI's taxonomy places the organism in Eukaryota, Metazoa, Chordata, Actinopteri, Salmoniformes, Salmonidae. The transcript is spliced from 9 exons.